GCUGGUCGGCGGGUUGCAGGGGAGUUCCUCUAGACAUAAAGCUCUACUGGGCCACAUUAGAGCUUCAUGACCUUCCCUCGUUUAGCUCACUGUUCCUUCGUCAUACUACUGCUACUGAAACUGAAACAACUACUGGUAAAGAUUUUUUGAAAGGAAAGAUGGCUGUGAUGGUGAAACUGGAGAAGUUUCGAGAGCAGAUUCGCACAGAACUGGACAACGUAGUGAACUUCUGGCUCAGAUAUUCUCAUGACACUAUACAUGGAGGCUUCUUUACUUGUAUUGGGAGAGAUGGAAAGGUUUAUGAUGAACUGAAGUACGUCUGGCUGCAGGGUAGACAGGUGUGGAUGUAUUGCCGCCUGUACCAAACCAUGGAUCGCUUCCACAAGCCUGAAAUCCUUGAAGCAGCAAAAGCUGGAGGAGCAUUCCUCAGAAAGUUUGCUCGUGUGUCCAGCAGCAGUGGUCAGUGGAAAUGUGCCUUCUGCUUAACAAGAGACGGUAAAGCUGUUAAAAUCCAGAGGACAAUAUUCAGUGAGUGUUUCUACAUUAUGGCCAUGGAUGAACUGAGCAGGGUCACUGGUGACAAGGACAUGCAGCUGGAGGCUGAACAGAUGAUGGAGCAGUUGAUCUACUGGGUUCAGGUGGACUCAUCAGGUCUGGGCCGGCCCCAGCUUCCUGGAGACGUUCCCACCAACAGCAUGGCAGUUCCCAUGAUGCUGUUGUGUCUGGUGCAACAGCUGACUGAAGGCCGGGGGCAGGAGGUGAUUCAGAAGUACAGAGACCUGGGCAGCUGGUGUGUACAACAGAUUCUACAGCACAUCCAGAGAAAUGGCACUGCUAUUUUAGAAAAUGUGUCACUGGAUGGAGCAGAGCUGCCAGGUUGCCAGGGCCGCCUGCAGAACCCAGGCCAUGCACUGGAAGCAGGCUGGUUUCUGAUUGACUACAGUGCAAAGCUGGGGGAUGAGGAGCUCCAGAGGACUGCCAUUAACAAGUUUGUGGAGCUUCCUUAUCAGUACGGCUGGGAUAAACAGCAUGGUGGCCUCUUCUAUUUCCUGGAUGUGGAUGGUCACUGCCCCACACAAUUGGAGUGGAGUAUGAAGCUGUGGUGGCCUCACUGUGAGGCUCUCAUCGCCUUCCUGAUGGCCUACAGUCAAACCAAGAAGCCAGAGUUGCUGGAGAGAUUUUCGCAGGUUUAUGAAUACACUUUCAGCCAUUUUCCUGAUGCUAAGAACGGUGAGUGGUAUGGCUAUUUGACACAAGAAGGGAAAGUGGCACUGGAUUUUAAAGGUGGCCCCUUUAAAGGGUUCUUCCAUGUGCCGCGCUGUCUGUACAUGUGUGAGCGGAUUCUGGAUGAUCUGCUGGCGAGCACGGCCUGAGCGCAUGGACAUGAAUGUUGUAACAAAGGAAUGUGAAUUUGAUUUUUGGCUGUGUUCACUAAAUCAAACCACACUAAUCAGGCUGUAAAGUAAAAUUGCACAAAUUUUCAAAUUUGCAUUGCUGUAAAGUUACUUGUGUCAUCUCAUCACAAGCAUCCAGUCACUGAGCUCAGAUGUGCUGGGAAGUGAUAUUGUAGCAAUACUAGUGCCAGCAGUAAAACAGUAGUCUGCUUUUUACAGUGUAUCUUCUUGCACCAGUGACAGUUUGUAUUAACAGUAAUGAAGGUUUUCCUGACUAAAUCAAGUUUUUCUUACCCUGCACCCAUGUGAUGUCCCUGUAAGUCGCUAAAAAGACCAUCUGGUGAAUAUUACAACUGUAUUGUGAGUGUUCUUCCUGUAAUGAAAUUCGAGUUCACUGACUAAAAUACCCAAAGUACAGGAGCCAGUCAACUAGGACACCUAAAACAACAGUCCUGCAUCAGAGCCGAUAGCCAGACAUUUGGACUAACAAUGACAUCUACAUGCAAUUUUGAUUUACUGCUUCACCUGGCUGAACGUCUUUGGACUGUAGAAGGAAGCCCACGCAGAAACUCCAUCCUGGGCUGGAGGUCGAUCCAGCCUGUUGUUGACCACUGAGGCACUGUCCCUCCCUCAUCAUACAAACUACAACAUUAACACUAAAAACAUGUCAAAAUGUGCCUUCCACAUGCACAUAGAAGUGCUGAGCCGACAGUAACCCUUUAAAAAGCAUGUAUUUUGAUGGCCUGUUCAUUCCAGUUCAUACAGCUAAAGCAAUAACUCUGCUAAACUUUUAAUCAUCACAGUUGUGUUUAUAACAUGCUGGUGAACCAUAAUAUAUGUCAGAGAGACAUUAAAGCUACAGUAUUUUACUGUUAGUAAUACAAUUGGCAUCUGCAGACUUAUCAGCCAGUAAAUGAAUUAUAUACUGAAAUAGUAGAGCAAUAAUUAAAUUUCCAUUGUGAUGUUAACUAAUUAUUUAAUUGAACUGAUUUGUACUUGGAGGUAAUGAUACACAAGUUGCAGAUGUGACCAGUUUUUGGAGGACAUUCUAUGAAGCCCAUCGCCCCCUAAAGGUCGAUUUGAUUGAGUCAGUUAAUAACUGAGCCAUAUGUGUUUAGUAGAGCAAUUUAAAGCUGCAGCAGUUUGUUGUACAGACUGUGUGAGUACAGCCAGAAAAUAAAUCUAUAACAUUAUCGUGAUAAAUAAACUCAAACUUCCUUCCUUCA
Monopterus albus (swamp eel) is the source of this 2620-nucleotide messenger RNA. RefSeq names its product renin binding protein (gene renbp). Gene Ontology annotation, molecular function: isomerase activity. The record is from RefSeq and is a predicted model, not a curated record. The transcript is spliced from 11 exons. Gene Ontology annotation, biological process: carbohydrate metabolic process. The coding region runs from base 159 to 1373 and encodes 404 amino acids. Lineage: Eukaryota; Metazoa; Chordata; Actinopteri; Synbranchiformes; Synbranchidae.